Hevea brasiliensis (rubber tree) is the source of this 1127-nucleotide messenger RNA. RefSeq names its product auxin-induced protein AUX28. Gene Ontology annotation, molecular function: protein binding. Gene Ontology annotation, biological process: regulation of DNA-templated transcription. Gene Ontology annotation, cellular component: nucleus. The record is from RefSeq and is a predicted model, not a curated record. NCBI's taxonomy places the organism in Eukaryota, Viridiplantae, Streptophyta, Magnoliopsida, Malpighiales, Euphorbiaceae. The transcript is spliced from 5 exons. Bases 131 to 856 code for a protein of 241 amino acids.
UAAAGCCCGACGACACAAACUCUUAACAAAACCUUCCCUUUGAUUCGGUAUUAUUAUUAUCAUUUCUUACAAACAAAACUUUACAUUUCCCAUUUUCUCAACCAUUUCAAGAACCAUAAAAACAGACGCCAUGGAAGCAGUAGACAAGACAAAAAUGGGGUUCGAGGAGACUGAGCUGAGGUUAGGGUUACCAGGAAAUAAUGGUGGAGCGAGCGAAGCAGAGGUGGCAAGAAAGAGAGGCUUCUCUGAGACAAUGGAUUUGAAGCUUAAUCUUUCUUCCAAGGACCCUGGGAUCGAUCCAAACGACAACACCAACAAUUUACAUAGACUCCAGAAUCUUCUUGCUGCUGAUCCAGCAAAGCCCCCAGCUAAGGCACAAGUAGUGGGUUGGCCUCCAGUGCGAUCCUUCCGAAAGAACAUGUUAUCUGUGCAAAAGAGCAGCACCGAGGACUGUGAGCAGAAGCUAGGCAGCAAUGGCAAUGCAACCUUCAUCAAGGUUAGCAUGGAUGGGGCACCUUACCUCCGAAAAGUAGACUUAAAGAUGUACAAGAGCUACCAGGAGCUCUCUGUUGCCCUAGGAAAGAUGUUCAGUUCUUUCAGCACAAUAGGAAAUUGUGGAUCCCAAGGAAUGAGAGAAUUCCCGAAUGAGAGCAAGCUCAUUGAUCUUCUUAAUGGCACUGACUAUGUCCCAACUUAUGAAGAUAAGGACGGUGACUGGAUGCUAGUGGGUGAUGUCCCAUGGGAGAUGUUUGUUCAAUCAUGCAAACGGCUGCGUAUAAUGAAAGGAACGGAGGCAACUGGACUUGUUGGAAUCUCAGCACCAAGAGCCAUGGAGAAACGCAAGAACAGAAGCUAAAGUGGUGAUGGAGCAACCAGAGCCUGCUCUAUGGAUCUAAAUGUAAAGCGGGAAUAGCAAGGCAAGUGAAAUUGAACAGAAGCUCGCUUGCAGAUGGAUAUACUGAGCAGGUUGUUAAUUAGGGCUGUUUCUGUAUUAAUUAUAAUGGUUUGUUAUAUAUAUAAUUAAUGUAUAAUAUUAAUAUGUAUUGUGAGACAGUACUAGUACUUGAGUAUUAUUUGCUGUGGACAUGGAACAAUAAUGGCUUUUUUUAAGUUCUAAGACUUGGUUA